Dioscorea cayenensis subsp. rotundata (Guinea yam) is the source of this 2874-nucleotide messenger RNA. RefSeq lists its product as uncharacterized. The record is from RefSeq and is a predicted model, not a curated record. The transcript has 11 exons. Lineage: Eukaryota; Viridiplantae; Streptophyta; Magnoliopsida; Dioscoreales; Dioscoreaceae.
GUUUUGGUAAUGAAACGGAAUUGGUUGCGUCGUUGGCUAUGCGAAAUUGCGAAUUGACUCAGCGCACUCGUGUCCGUGUCUCGUCUCGUCCAGACCGGCCCCGGCGCGCAGGUGGGCAGUGUGCUUUAAUAGCCGCAGUGCUGGUGUUGGUAGAUGCCCGGAUUACGAGGAUUUUGGGGAUUCGGAGCCGGGGUUGCGAUGGCUGCGUGUUGAGACGUCUUCUUGGCAUCUCCAGACACGCCUUGCAAGCAAAGCAAGAAGGGAGUAAUUGGCUUUCAGAGUUGUGUUUUGGGUUUUCUUGAAUUUCGAAGCUUUGGCGUUGGUGGAGAUUGGCAUGAAGGGAAAGAGGGGGAAUUUCGGUCUUCUUGUGUUGAAUUCUUCUUCUUCUUCUGAUUAUUUUGCAGGUUUGGUUCGACGGGUUUGGAGAUGGGGACCAAGGAGAACAGAUAUUUUUUCCCUCUGACGAGUUUGCAGAUUGGGGAUUUGCAAUCCUAUCUUUCACAGUUAACUAUUUUUUUGGCCCCUGAGAGCAACAAGCUCUUUAUCCUAGUUGACAAUAGACCAUGGUUGACUGACCUAGACACAAGGCCUGCUCAUCUAUGGCAAUUGAUGGUUACAAAGUCUCGAUUGUCUCCUUUUGCAAACACCAGGGGAAGGAGGAGAGAGGGAAAGGGCUUCACAACAAAGUUUAAUUUAGGGGAUACCUCAACUGAGAGAAAGGAUGCUGGGCAAAAACUCGACUUUGGAGAUGGCUCAAGACCUGCCAAUUUGAAGGGGAAUAGGUUGUAUAGAUGGUUUUCCUUGAUAGAUGCAGCAUUAUACCAAGAGAAAGCCAUAAUACCUAUGAGAAAAUUAAAAAACUCCUUUCUGUUGAAUAAAGAGUUGCAUCAUACUCUGUAUGGUUUUAUUGUUUUUGAAGUGGCAUGGUCUCAUGUUCGUGGUAUCAACUAUUUGAAUGAAUUGCAGACUGACACCUCUAUGGCAUUGGAGGCUAAGUCUAUGAAAAGGUGGGAAUUUGACAGUGUUGAACAAGCUGCACACCACAUUUCUUCAUGGUUUUCAGGAACCUACCUUGAGCGGUUUCUCUUGCAGAAUUUUUUGGAUAGUAUCUAUGUCGUAAGUGAUGUCUUUUAUGAUGCUCAAGAAGAUAUUGUGGAGAACCCUUGUGAAAACUCUGCAGAACAGACGAAUUAUUAUAAUCAUGUCCUUGUGGAGAGCUUCCAUUCUGAAGGCUCUGGCAAAUCUAUGGUUGAUUUUGGAGAAACAGAACACACUAUGAACUCACUUUACACACCACCUCCGGCUACUGGACCUUACAAGAGAAGAAAAAUAAUUAAAUCAACAAGCAUUGGAAGUGAAUUAGAAGAGGUUUCUGAUGAAUCAUACAGUGAAAUAGUGAGCUCUCCAAGAUAUUCGAUGCCUUCAUCUCCUAGUUUCAGCUCAAAUAGUGAAAAUGAGUUGUUAAUUUUUUAGUCUACCAAUUACAAGGAUGUCUUAAUUCUUUUUAGAUUCAAUGAUCAUGAUUUGCCAUUUAGAUUGAAGGACAUAAUCAUGUCUGAUCUGAGGCUUCUUACUUUGUUGGAAUAUGGACUUCCUUCUUGGGUGACUUUCCUUCAGUCAUAUCCAGUAUUCUGCAAAAUCUAUCGGCCAUGGAUGUGCCCUUUAGCAAGGGCUUUCUAUGUUCUGAUUUCUAUUGUCACAGUCCUUAUAGGAUUUUAUGACCUUUAUAAAAAUGUCCCACUUUUAAAAGCAACGGUGGCACGCUUGUUUGGGCCCUUUUUUGAGUGGAUUGAAAAUUGGGAAAUGAUUUCAAGGAUCAGAUAUUUGGGAACAAUGUUGUUUCUUCAUAACUUUGAGAAAGCAGUCAAGUGGUUCCUUAUGAUUACACGAGCCAGUAGAUCGUUGCUUUCAGUUAUUAUGAAGCCUUUCAUUGGGCCAGUUAUGGAACUUGUAGGAUUCAUUCUUCCUUUCUGGAAUAUUUGUCUGGAAACAGUGGAGAGCUUGAGUUCUAUGUUAUUGGUCUUGUUUGGAUCUACAUGCAAUAUGGCCCUGGGCAUAUUGCAUGUUAUACUUUGGCCUUUCUGGUUCAUCUUCAGUGUCAUAUGGAAUGUUGCAACAUCUGUCAUAUACCCUGUCAUUUGGGUCUUCUGGGAGAUAUUGGUGUCGCCUUUUCGUAUGGUACUUGCUAUAGCAAGUGUCUUUACAACAAUAUUCUCCCGCACCUAUUAUAUCCUGAGAGAGACUUGGUUAUCUAUUGUGCUUAUGUUUCAGUUUGGAACCUCAUCUGAAGCUGCAUUGAGUGCCUAUGAACCAUCUAUGUGGCGUUCACUUUGGAAUGACCUCUUUUCUCAGGUUUUCCGUGCAAUUCGAAGCAUUUUAUAUGGUUUUGUUGCAUUUUUCACGACUUGCAAUAGGCAUAGGUUGAGUAUUUACAAUCACAUUCAAGAGUUCCUUCUGCGCUUAUCUUGUGCUAGACGUAGAUCAAACCGUUCAAAAUUUAUUGCUGGCUGUCAAACUAGAGUGAAAAUUCCAUUGGGAGAAAGAAAGAAACUUAGUACCAAAUACCCAUUGCAAUCACAAGAGAGACUGAAUAGGAGGAGCAGGAAGAAGGAUAAAGUUCAUAAGACCGAAGAAGAGCCAAGUGAAAGUCCAUAGGUACUGUUUUGUGUUUCCAGUGAUUGCAUUGUCCAUUCUUUCAUUUAGUUAUUUCACGUUUUCCCCUGUUCUUGGUCUCAUUGUGAAUAUUACAUUGUAGAAAACUAGGGAUGCUCUCUUCUGAAUUGUUACCAUCUGUUCCCAUGUUGUAAAAUACAUGGGUAAACCUUUUUUUUUUUUUGUCGAGAGAAAGGGGGAAAAAAAGCAAGAGGGGGAUUA